Fibroporia radiculosa is the source of this 477-nucleotide messenger RNA. RefSeq lists its product as uncharacterized. The record is from RefSeq and is a predicted model, not a curated record. Bases 1 to 477 code for a protein of 158 amino acids. NCBI's taxonomy places the organism in Eukaryota, Fungi, Basidiomycota, Agaricomycetes, Polyporales, Fibroporiaceae. The transcript is spliced from 2 exons.
AUGAAGCCUGUCAGGAAUUGGAACCUCUCAGACAAAGAAUGGGAGGAGCACACUUGGGAGUACUUGUUGACGCGGGACGACAAUUUACUGGAAAGUCUUUGGGCAUCGCUACAAGACAUCAAGGAUCCUGGUAUUACCAAUGAAGGGCGGAACUCAUACGGGCACAGGCAGAAAUGGACCAAUGUUGAGCUCAGCUUAGAGCUGCCAACCUGGAGGAACAUCUCGAACAACACAAGUUCUCCAUUAUCACCCCUCCUUCUGGCGCCAUGCCUCGCCACCUCCGUUUCUGCACCAAAUGUGAAGUUGAUGGACAUCUGCAGAGUGAGUGUUGGCAUUGGUUAUGCUCCUAUUGCGGACUUCUCCACCCCCGUCAUAAAUUCCACACCGCCAUUGACAUCCAACCCAGACAACUUCCCUGUCCCACUGACGAACCCGGGUACUUACAAGAGUGUCGUGCUCAAUGGAAACUGUGAAUAA